This is a messenger RNA of Yarrowia lipolytica CLIB122, 2724 nucleotides long. RefSeq lists its product as uncharacterized. The record is from RefSeq and is a predicted model, not a curated record. Gene Ontology annotation, cellular component: nuclear envelope; cytosol. Gene Ontology annotation, molecular function: small GTPase binding. Gene Ontology annotation, biological process: protein import into nucleus. NCBI's taxonomy places the organism in Eukaryota, Fungi, Ascomycota, Dipodascomycetes, Dipodascales.
AUGACGUCCAUCAAACAGCUUCUAUUGGACAUCCAGGCACCGGAUAACGCGCGGAUCAAGGCCGCCGAGGCCCAACUCGACUCAUUGACCUCACCUGAACACGCCGCCAACUUUGCUCUAGCUCUCAUCUCUGAAUCAGACGACGGGUCCAACCCCUCGGGAACACGACAACUGGCCCUGCAGCUGCUACGACGAGUCAUCUUGAAGACCUGGUCGAUUGCGUACGAGGAGUUUGGAGGCUACCCGCUUCCCGAAGAUGUCAAGAGCCGGGUGAAAACUGCACUCAUUGGCCCUCUGUUGGCCGACCACGACACCCAGAACCUGGCGGCCCAGUGCCUGGCCAAAAUCGCCUUCUGCGAGUUCCCAGACGAAUGGCCCACUCUUAUUGACCAGGUGGUCCAAUUGAUCGAGUCCGGAACCGCACCCAUGGGCGGACUGCAACUACUGAAAGAACUAUUUGCAGACACACUGUCGGAGAUCCAGUUUUUCGGCAUUGCUAACCAGAUUAUGACCAUGCUACACAAGGUGGUCGCUUCGUACCCUCGAAACGACGUCAAGUGCGAAGCUGUCGCUGUUCUGCGAGUGUCUACGAACUUCUUCGCCAUGACAGACACUAACAACGAAACUGUGUACCACGCCAUUCAGGGCUGGUGCCAGCUCUUCGUGCCUAUCUUGCAGCAAGAUAUCAACAAAGACGCGUACUCUCUCAACAAAGAAAUCGUGCUGGCUCUGCAGGACUUCCGGAACUUUGCCCCGAAGCCUUUCGCCGAAUGCAUCUUGCCAGUAUUCCAGGCAUGCUUGGAAACCCUUCAAAAGGCAGCCAACGUCUACAGACAGACUCUGGAGAAUCCGGACGACGAGCUGGUCGCAUUUCUGGCCCAAUUGCUGCUGUUUAUUGACAUUGCAUCUUCCCAAACUGCUGUGGCCACCAACAUCAAGUCGUCGUACAUGGAGGAAUGGACACACGCCAUUCACAAGUGUGCUACUCUGUCAGGCCCCAAGAUCGAGUCCUGGGAGGACUUUAACGUGUUUGUGACGGAAGAAUCGGACCUGUUUCUCGGUACCUCGCUCAGAUACAACGCUCUGCAGGUGAUUGAGACCUGGUGUGAGUACAUCAACAUUAACUGGAACGUGCCCCAUAAUAACUGGCUGGACGUGGAGUCCUGGUUGUAUCUCUGUAACGGAAAGGCAGGCCUUCCUGACCUCGUUGCUCAAAGUGCUACUUCUAAUGAACCUAUUCUGAGAGCUAGAGCUUACCUGUGUGAUCCUUACACUUGCCAACCUGAUGAUCCAAGCGAUCUGGCCGCCUGUGCAUCUCUAUUGGCGCUCAUCAAGGACUCUACUCCUGAUGUGAGUGCCCCUACUAUUGUCCAAACAGUGGCUAGACUUGCUCCUGACGCUGAUGACGAUACUCCAGCAGUUCUUUGUGAAGCUCUGGUAGUGGCAGUCAGAAAGCAGCCCAAUGUGCCCAAUGUGAUCCCCCUGCUGUUCGAUAUCGUUGAAGACGACGUGGGUAACGUGCAGACUGGAGAACAGGUGACUUCGGCCAUUGACCACAUGUCCCGUGACGUUUCUGAACAGGACUACCUCUCUAUCGCCGAACAAUGUGCCCCCUAUAUCACAAAGUUCCUCAACCAGGCGGAGGGAGGCUAUACUUCUGCAUCUGAGACUGCCAUGGACGUUCUGACCAAUCUUAUGAACAACUCCCCUACCGAGGUUCUUCCCCAUGGGUUUGUGAACCUCUUUUUCCCUGCUCUGAUUCCCUUUUUGCGUUCUGGCGACGCUGAUGUGCUUCAAUCAACUACCACAGUUCUUCAGGUUCUGGUUGAGCGAGCUUCGGCUGAAAUCGCUGCGUACAAGGUCGGUAACGAGUCAGGAGGACAAGUUGUUGUGCAGUAUAUUGCACACUUGCUCAACCCUGCCCUGGGAGAUAAUGCUCCUAUUUUCAUUGGCAAGCUCAUCACGACUGUUAUCGACAAAUACCACAAUGAGCUGGGUGCUAUCAGCACAGAGAUUCUGGAUGCUACUGCCAGACGACUGGGAACUGCCGACAAGCCUCUGCAAGUCACAAACUUGAUUCUCGUCUUCUGUCAUUUCAUCGAAGAGUCGCCCGAGAGUGUGGUGAAUCUGCUUGCCGAUAUGAAGCUUGAGACUCCCAAGGGUGUCCAGACCGGUCUGGAGGCUCUGUUGAAGAACUGGUUUGAGAAGUUCAUUUACUCGUCAACUUCUUCUCUCCCUUCUGUGACUGCUCUUGGUUCUCUGUUCAAGCUGCAAGACCCCCGAAUCAUGGAGAUGAUUGUUGAUGGCCGUCCUCUUCCUGUGGAGGCCGGCGUGGUUGUCACUCGGUCCAUGGCCAAGCGAAUGCAGACCUACGAGCAGAUUUCGGCACAGCAGAAGAUCAUAGAGAUGCUGAUUGAGGAUCUCAAAUCGUGCGAAAACGACAUUAAUCGACAGGAGCAGGAGUCAAACGCAGGCGGGCAUGCGGUGCCAGUGGAAGAGGUGGACGAGGGAGACGACGAGUGGGAGGAACUCGAUGGACUGGAUGAGUUAGUUCACUGGGCUCAGAAUGAUGCCAAGGCGGAUUUGGUUGAUAACAAGGAGACCAUGAGUGUCCUGAAACAGUUUUUCCAGACCGUAGCCGCUAACAAUGUGGGAGGGUUCUAUGAGAUUUGGCAGAGAUUGACACCCCAAGAGCAGGCUGUGGUGGAGAACAUUGCCAGAUAA